This is a messenger RNA of Pocillopora meandrina, 14641 nucleotides long. The record is from the annotation of a GenBank genome assembly. Lineage: Eukaryota; Metazoa; Cnidaria; Anthozoa; Scleractinia; Pocilloporidae.
GGGAUCUAGUUUCAAGGUUUGCUGGAUAUGUUUGCUCUCGCUCUUCUAAAGAUGGGUGACCUAGUUAGCUUCGGUUUUUGUUGAUGUAAACUCAUGGAGAACCAGAUUUUCACAGCAAGUUAUCAUCGUUAUGGUAGCCAAGAGCAGCUGGUUACAGAAAUGAACGACAAUGAUGAAGAAGAUGACGAUUUUGACGAAGAGGAAGAUGAUGAGGAUCUUGAAGACGGCGAGGAUAUCGAUCUGAGAGAACAUGCGUACGACUUUGUUCAAGUCGCUGCGUCUCCCAAGCAUAUUCACUUCGUUACCGACGCCUCUCUCAGCUCGUGGAGUGAUCCAGAGGCGGCAUUGGAAACGAGCACUCGUUUAGGGUAAAUAUUUAAGUUUUCAGAUGUAACACUUCAUAAAAGUCACAAGUACCACAACCAAUGGUAAUUAUUCAGAAUCAUUUGCGGUGAAUCUGUUCUCAGUUGUCUCGAAUUGUUUCUUAAACUUAGGCGCGUGGACAAUCUAGACAUGCAGUUACCAUAACCAUCAAAUCUCAAAAUACAGAAACAAUCGAGAUUAAACAAAUGAAAGUCUACAAUGCGAUUUAUUAGUCUUUAAAACGUAAGUUGUUCGGAUUAAUGCAGUGAUACACUUGCGCUCUGUUCAUUUCCUUAUCAAUAAUUUACAUAAUGAGUGACCUGCAAAGUGAACUUUGAUGAGCUGGCUUGAAAUAAUUUUGCAUCACGACGGUUAGAUAUCUUCAAAUUAAAACUGUCAUAAGCCUCAACCUUUUCGUAAGGUUACUUAAUUUUGAGAAUUACUAAUUGACGUUUCGUCCAAGAAUAUAAAAUUACUCAUUUGGAAAAUAACUUUUUUUUGCGUUUCAUUGGACAUUGCUUUCUGCUUUGUGAUAAACAUUAUUUAUUUAUUACAAUUACAAUGGCAAUUGACAAAAUAAAGUAAUCACCCAUAACAAAGGAAAUGCCAUAAGGAUGGUCUGUAAAAGAGUCCAAGACCCCAUCCUCAGACAGACCACCUAACUAAAUAUAAAGUUUAAAAAUACAAUUAAUAUAAUCAAUUAAAAUCUGUAAUAAAAAUUCUAAAAUAUGUGUCUAUGAGUUAUUCAUUAAGAAGUUCCUCACACCACACUUAAAACUCGAGAUACUAGACACUGAUCUAAUUGGAAAUAGGAGUGAAUUGCACAUAUCAACAAAACAAUUCAAAAAACCAAACUUGAAAAUAUUAGUACAGGCAUAAUAAUUAUUCUUCUUUAAAGUAAGUCCCAUCUUUCUUUCACAAAGGGUACCUAGCAGUAUCAGAGUAAAAUUGUACAACUGAAGAGAUGUCAAUAUCAACAUAACCAUUCAAAACUUAUCUACUCUCAUACUGCUUCUAUCUGUGUAAUAGGUGGUGCUACAGCUUUUUUUGUUUAAAUUAUUGAUUGGGUUCCAUUGACUGAUCUACUGGAAAAGACUAGUGCUCAGCUUGAGCCAUUGUCUGGGCAUAAUUUGGAGGGAAACCUUGAUCUAGUUGUCGGAAUUAAUGAAGGAUUUUUAUUUUAAAAAAAGUUUUAUUGAGAACCACAUUUUCAGUAAAUGGAGAAAAAUUUUAUCACUCUUAAAUAUUUUACUGCAAGGUAAUUGUUCCAAAAAAAAAAGGAAAAAAGAUUGCUGUGUGUGAUCUACAUGUGACAGUUAUGCAAACGAUUUGUCCCAGUUCAAUUUUUACAUAAAUUUGUAAAGAUCAGAAUGAACAGACUGACUUAGAAUAGCUGAAAGUAUUUUGCAGGCUUAAACUUUGUUUACAGAACAAAAAGUAAGCUCUACAUGAAGUGUCUCAUCUAAAGUGUACCUUACAUUGUGUGACUUUUCAUUUAAGAUGUAUCUGCUAGCAUUAGCUGUGGUCACACCACAGACUUUUACUAUGGGGAAAUAGAUUAACCAGGGAAAAUUACCCAAAUUUUCUCAUGGUAAAAUUUAUCUUGGGUUUCAGUUUCCAAAGAUGAAAGGUUACAUCAGCCUUUGCCACCAGUCUUAUCUGCGGGUUUUGCUUAGGGUUUGCUUAGGUAGGCUCCUUAUUGCUGUAAGGAGAAGUCGAAUGCUGGUCACUCUUAGGGUUUAAAGGGUCAAUGCUUAAUUUCUUGUUAUUAUUUUUUCACUGCUUACUGAUUGUUCUCUCCUCCUAUUACAGGAAAUUCCGAGCGUCCCUUAGAAGAAUUGUGGAGCAUUUUUCUGUUAGGUUGGUAAUAAAGUGUGAAACAGAAAAUUACCACACAAAACCAGUGCUUUUUUUAUUCUCAUUUAAGCCAAUAGUUUUGGUCGAAGGAUGAAUGAUUUCUUGUUACUUUUAUUUAUUGUUAAUGGAACCUCUUUCUUUUCAAACUUUUUGUUUGUUUAAUUGUUUUUUAUUUCAUUUGCAUGUUUUGUUAAUUUUGAUUUGAUUUUGUCUGGUAGAGUAUUCAGUCUCCUUUUGGUAUUAGCAGAUAUUAUUAUUGUCAUAGUUGACUUGGCCACUGCAGGAAAAGAUCAAAGGGUAAAUUAUAAUUGUAAUAUUUAUGUUUUGUAUAAGAAAACUUAGAACUUUGAAGGUAAAAUUUGGCAGUGAAGUAUUAAAAAAUAAACUUUUCUUUCAAGAAGUAUAUUUCAACACCAUUUUUUGGCACUCCAUAUGAUCUUAGUUCUGUAAUAGUUAAUAAUACUAAUAUUGGAGAGCUCACUCAUUCCACCACAACUAUAACCUAGUAUUUAACCCAGUAACUCCAGCAUGUGACCAAUACAGAAUUUCUCUUUUUAAAAUCAAUACAAUGUCAAGCAGACAAAAGGUGAGAACGAAUAAAAAUAUCAAUUAGGGGAUUAUAAAUUGAUCUAAAACCAAAUUCUCCAAACUAACAUCAUAAGAAUUGCAUAACAGACAGUAAGGAGAAUUUCUGAUGAGAAUGUGAGAGUGAAAGGGUGAAAAGUUAACCUAAUCAUGAGGCACCUGGAACAUUGGGUUGAACAGGAAUCUCCCAGAACUACAAGUUAUUUGAAUUCAUUUAGGGUAGCAGGGCUUCUUGUCUUCUACUGCUGUGACCCAGUGUGUCACAUGUGGAUUGAGUUUUUGGUUGGUUCUUAUCCUUUCUCUAAGGGUUUUUCUCCAGGUCCUCUGGAUUUCCUCCCUGUGCAAAAACCAACAUUCUAAAUUCAAUUCAACUAAAUUCAGUGCAACAAGAAGAGCCACCUCUUGGAAUGUCCACUGCUAGAUUAUUAUUAUUAUUAUUAUUAUUAUUAUUAUUAUUAUUAUUAUUAUUAUUACUAUUAUUUAUUAUGAAAAUAAUUGGUUUUAUUUGUUUGGUUUUGUAAAUACAUUUGCAACCAUUCGUGUUUGUAUAAUAUUCUUUUUUUGCUUAAUUUGACAUAAUAGAUAAAUUGAUAAACUACUCUUUUCAGAUGGAUAUAAAUUUAGCAUACUUUGUAACCAAAUUUGAAUUCAACUUGUGAAUUUUUUUAAGCUUAAUGGAAAUGGGACCAUUGCUUCAUAGUCGUGUAUCAAUUGCAUUGUAUGGCUCUAUUUGCUUUAAGAAAAGAUGAUAAUGAUCAAUCCACUUGUAUCAUUAUUUUAUGCCAUGUUUGUGUUUGCAUUCUAGACUCUGGAAAUAUUAUCCAUUUUAAUAGUCACCUACUUUUUAAUAGAGGUCCUUCUAAGGAUUUUUGCUUUAGGGUGAGUUUAAGUUACUUGACUAUUUUACACUGAAGUGACUAGCAUCUAAUUUCUCCACACGAUUUCACCCCUGAAUCACACGUCAAGGUCACAAGAAUAAAGGAAAUGAUCACUAACUAAACAAGCUCCUGAUUGUUAUACAGAUUCUCGUUGUCAGCACCAUAGGAAAUGUGUGGAGAAUAGAAGCAAGAAUAUGCAUAGUGAUGUUAAAGGGUAGAGGGUUAGGGGCACAAUACUCUCAAAGGGUUUAUUUGAGUGGCUGAUUUUAGUGUUUAACAACCAACAUAACUGAUUUGAGAGUUUUCCUUUUUAUCACAAAUUUAUAGUCAUAGUAAAACCAAGAAAGGAAAUUGAAUGAGCUUGAAGCAGAACUCUGAUUUAUUUAUGUGUAUGAUUACAACUGUGAUCAAAACUAUAAUAAAAAAAUUCUUGAACAUGAUUGGUUAUCACCAGUCUGAUUUGAGCACUGAUAAGGCAGUGUAUGCAUCAGGCUUGUGUAAUUGGACAGUUUGCGUCAUGUGCAUGCUCUUAAGUAAUAAAUCAGACCUCUGCUUCACAGUCAUCUGAUUUUGUGUAAUCACUUGUAUGGUAGCAAUCCAAAUUGGACUCCACUCAGUCCUUUUACCAUUACCAAUUGCAUGAGAUAUUUUCUAAUUGUUGCAUUGGGCUUUGUCACUCACUUUACUUUUUCUAGUGGUUUCACCCACAGAAUUAAUUUCUUUUGUUGCAGGAGAGCCUUCUUCCACAGAUGGCUAGAAAUCGUAGAUCUGAUAGUAGUUGUAGUUUCAUUCAUCCUCACCCUAACCUUUUCUCUCCUGACACUAGAGGAACAUGGCUAUGCAAAGUGAGUAUUCUGAAUCAGGCAGGAACCAAGCUGUUUCAGUUGUGAAAAAGAAAAGAUUUGAUGGAAUUGAAUAUCUAAAUGAUCUAAUCACAGUAAAAUUAUUUGUUGGAUGUAACUAAAGAGCCUAGUGGUAAAACACUUGGUUGUUUUAUUGUUUUUUCCAUUAACCAGAUAUUUGUUUAAUUUCGUCAUGUGCUAUAGUGUCUAGAAAAUGCUUUAUUUUCCUAAUUUUUUUCAAUUCUUCCUUCUUAUUGUUUACCAUACACCUCUCAUAUUUUUUAAGUUUAUGUAGCUGGUCUUUCCUUUUCCUUUAUAUUUAUCCAAAGUGGAGAUGAGGAGUUUACUAUAAACAAUCAUUUGUUUUUUUUUUCUUCUGUUUCAGACUCAUCAUUACUGCUCGUCUUGUGCGAAUAUUGCUGUUUAUUAGAAUUGUCACAGGAAAAGACCAAGUUGAAAGAGCUACAAGAAGAAUGGUUUGUGGAGUUACUGUAGGAAACAUUGCCAGUGGAGAUAUUGUUAACCUCUGCUUUUCCCCCCCUUGUUACAAAAUGUUAAGUGCCCCCCCUCCUCUGAAAAAAAAAACAGCGAAUAAGAAGACUCCAGUCCUCAUUACAUAUUCAAUAACAUUGUGCUUUCCCUAUGUUUUCUUUGAAACUAGAUAUCACAGAACAAAAGGAGAUAUCAAAAGGAUGGUUUUGAUUUAGACUUGACAUAUGUAACAGGUCUGUAAAAUAUAACUUUUUAUUAUUAAUCACUUAUGGUAACCUAGAAACUUAGUCUCUGUUUGUUUCUAAAAUAGGAUAAACAUCAGAAAUAAUCUGUAAAUAUAUUGAGAAUGAAUAAUCUUCAUGUUUUUAAUCAUUAUUAAUUCACAAGAUCAAAAAAAAAAUAACCAAAAGGCAGGCUCAUGUUAUUUUAAUUUUAGUUUGUUUACGUCCACACACUGUUAGGCUACUCAGUCCAUUCACUAUUUAACCCUUUGCACCCUGUCAUCAGUAUGCAUAUUCUCCAUACUGCUCUCUCUACAUUCCCUGAGCUGACAAGGAGAAUUUGUGUAACAAUCAAGAGCUCCUUCAGUUGGUGAUCUUAAUGUGUGGUUUAGGGGUGAUAUUGUAAGGAGAAAUUAACAGCUGGUCACUCUUAGGGGUAAAAGGGUAAACCCUUUAUCUCUGAAGAGUGACUGGUAUCUAAAUUCUCCUUACAGUGUCAAUGCUGAGUCAAAUGCAAAAGUCAUGAGAAUUCUUGAUUGUUAAACAAAUUCUUGUUGUCAGUUCCAUGGGAAAUGAUUCAAGGACAGUAUCAGGGCGUGAAAUUAACUUUUUUUUCUGAUAGCCACUUGGCUCCUCAAUUCUUCAAAGUGGUAGCCAAUUCAAAAAAAGUGGGUCACCAUUUUCAAAGACAAACAAAAUCUUUCUUUACGCUGUCAGCGUUCUAGAUAGACCCUCCAAAAUUAAGUUAGGGAAAAGAUCUUUAACAUGCUACAAAGUGGACACUAGGAUGGAUGAUAUACAAAGUUCAGGCUCAUCUAAAUCCAAGAUGGCAUCUAGUUAUCGAUCGAGAUGCACGUGCUACGUUUUGGAAACAAACUUAAAGAGGAAGUUUGCGGCGGAUUUAUCUUUGCAAAUCUUUUUAAUUCACUAUAUCUCUUGGUAAGGUUAUGAUGAAACAUUCUAGUCGCCAAUUUGGCAACUAACUUUCAGGAUUUGGUCGCCAAAGUGAAAAAUUUAGGGGCAUUGGCGCCUGUAUUAGGUGCAAUUUCAUGCCCUGAGUAUGGAGAUUGUGCAGUCUGAUGUUAGGGUGUUUAAGUUAAUGGAAUAGGAAGCAAAUAGCAUAGCUAAUCAGAUUGCAGAAUUUGGAUAGAACACAAGUAGAUUUAUAAUAAUAAUUACAGUUGGUUAUGAUGAGGAUAAUUAGAGUUUUCCAUGCAGAGAGAAAUUAGAAAGUAGAUAACUAGUAAAAUUUAAUUUUGCUAAGUUAUCAUAAUUAUAUUCUUAAAUUCAGAGAGAGUUAUAGCCAUGUCAUUCCCAUCGUCUGGAAAACACAAGUUAUACCGUAAUCCAGUGUCAGUAAGUGAACCACUUAUUUUAUCAUAAAGCUCUAACAGGCUAUUAAUUAGCCCUUUCACUCCAAGUGGUUGCUAAGACAUACUUUCUACUACAGUAAUUAUACAAUAUCAUGUGCACAAGUGAUAAAAAUAUAGGAAAAUGUGAGUUAGAGGAUUAUCAUAUGAUCCAGUACUAAAUUCUCAUAUCUAAAAAUUGUGCAACGUAUGCUAUAAAGUAUUGAGAAUCACUACUUAAAAGAGACCUUGGAAGUGAAAGGGUUAAUGCUAGUGAUCAGACUGCACAUAUAUGAAAAUCAUAUAAUUAUGUGAACUGCAUAUAAAGAAGUGAAUAUGUUAGUGUUCUUCACAGUAAUUGCUAAUUAAAAGCAGUAGUGAAAACAAGGCCAGAAAAAAAAUUAAGGCCAAUACAGGAUCUGAACCCAUGACCUCUCCUUUCUGAUCAGAUUUUCUUUGUUAAUCUAUAGAGCUUGUACAUGUCAUAUAAAAAAAAGAAGUGCUUUCCUUUUUUCCAAGAUCUCUUUAUGCACUGGCAGUAUAGAUUAGUUGGUGUGUUUUUAUAGUGCUCAAUUCAGUUUAACUUACUUCUUUGUGAACACUGUUAUAUGAUGUUUUAUUGUUUAGGGAAGUAAGCAUGUUGCCUUUUUGUUCACAGGAAGUUGUGCGAUUCUUGGAUACAAAACAUCCUGACCACUACAAAGUCUACAAUUUAUGUAGUAAGUGAGAUUAAUAUAAAGGCUGCUUAAUUCAUUCAUUUUAUACAUACCUGAGUGAAUUUCCUCCCAGCACUGGUAACUUUAGUUUUAAUUUGCAUGUAUCUAAAAUGGUGCAACCUGAAAGUUCACCUGUAAGGUGAGCCUUCAAGGUGCACAAAAUAACAAAUUUUUUGAAAGGUGAAGACAUAUUUGUACCACAUCUAUGCUGAAUUUAAGUUGCAAUGAUAGUUAGAUGUUAGUUAUUGAUAUUGUGACAUUUGAUAACUUAAGUACCAGUUAAGGCAUCUGAUUGCAUAUUGUCACUGAUUGGGCUUCUCCCAAAAUCCAACUAUCAAUAUUCUCUACAUUUAUGGUAAUUUAAGCAUUGAGAAUGUGGUUGCGUGUUUAGUAAACAAACCUCUUCAUGGCCAAGGAGGGAAGCUUCAAGGCAAAUGUGAAAUUUUGAGGACAAUCUCCCAGCCAAUGACAUUAUCAGCCAAUAUAACAGCCAGCCAAAAGGGUGUUUAUUUUUCUCAUAACCAUCUCAUAAAUUCUUGUAUCAAGUGACAGCACAUUUUGUUGACUUUUUUUUAAAAUUAAUUGAAAGAAGUUCCAAUAAUAUUUUUUUUAUAGGUGAGAGAAGCUAUGAUCCAUCUGUGUUCCAUAACAGAGUGGAGCGAGUUCUCAUUGAUGAUCACAAUGUACCUAGGCUUAGGUUAGUGUGAUGUUUGUGAGUAGUAAUGAAUCCCCCGAAAAGUAAUUCUCCUUGCCUAGAUACUAAAGGGAAAUGAUAAAGAAUUAGAUAGUGCAUUGUUACUGUUUGAACUAAAAGUCAAAUAAAAUUAUGCUGCAUGUUCAGAGGACUGUAUUCAAGCCAUAAAAAUGUGAUCAGAGAACUGAGGUUUUAAACCAGACUAAUGGCAUGUAACACUUAACUAGUUCAGAAGGAGUUUAAAAAUGUUUUGAUGUAGGUGACACACUCUGCAAAAGUAGUUGACUAUGAAAAGUUCAUUAAGGGCUUAAAGGUAAUUAUUUUGACCGGAGUAACCAGCAACAUGUUAUUAAGUAGGCAGAGGAACUCAGGCAGUCACUGGCUUGUUUUGAAAAGGGAAUUAGUCUUAGACUUCCAAGUUAGUCACUUGUAAUUCUGAGUAACGCAAUACAGCCUUAUUAAUGAGGCAGCUGUAUGCAUAAGUCAAGGUUUUUACAUUUCUAGAAUUUUUCUUUAAAAUACACUUUGUUGGGUCUUAGUAUAUAAUUUAUAUUAAGUUUUACUGGUAAUGGAAAUAAAUUUUUGGCCAUAUGUUGGUGACUUAGGUAGCCAGUGAAACACUGGAGAGAAAGUGUGUGCUAGUUUCUGCACUUCUCACUUAUAACCCCAUUGGUGAUUGCGAGGUUCCAUUACUAAAUAAAUAUACUUUUUUCAUGUUUUGGAACUUUCAGAGAGUUCUUAGUUAUGGUCAAAUUAGUGACUUUGUGGUAUGGUGCCAAAUGACAACCAUGACAGAAUAAUUUCAACUUAUUGAUAAAUAUCCUAGAGAUCUUACCUGUGGAUGUGGUUGUUUUAUUCUUUGUUUCAGUCAGUUGUUAUAUUUUACACACAAUGUGAGAGAAUGGCUUGACAGAGAUCCUAAAAAUGUUAUUGCUGUUCAUUGUAAAGGAGGAAAAGGUGAAAGCAACUUACAAUUGCAGCACAGUUUUAAUGCCAAGUAGCAUGUAUUUUUUUCACAUCUGAUUGAUGAAUGCAGGAAGAAGUGAUUUUGAAAUUGUUUCAUUUGACUGACAUGCUACCAUUUCCUAUUGCCUGAGAUCAAAACUGUCAUCUGUGGGCUAAAACAAAUUGACUGUAUUAACAGUGUGGUCAUACCACCAGGGCAGGAUCAAAUUACUUAUUGCCACAUCGCAAGUUGCCUAAGCAAAUGUUAACAUCAAGAUCUACUUCAUUUAUCAUGUUUGUAAUGAAAUCAAGCAGGAGUGUUGCUUCUCUCUUAUUAAAUUAGCUUUUCAAUUAGUAAAUGACAAAAAUCAAUAGAAUUGACAUAUCACAGGUGUAUUGAAUUUCUAAAUUCAGUGCUUGCAGCAGUAUUAACAAAGUGAAAUUAUCACCAAGGAUUCUACUGUUUGGGGUUUUAAAAUGUGGCUGUUGGCUUUGUUAACAAGGAGUUUUUAUAAGAAAAUGUAUGGUGGUUUUCCCGUGUCAUGAAAAGGUGGCUGUAAGAACGAGGUGACUGUAGUACUGGGGUGGCCAUAAGGUAGGGUUUCAUCAUAGUCUGAGACCCACUUUGAAUUAUAUUCAACAGCAUCUUAAAAGGAAAAUUAGUGAAAAAUACAGCAUUUCUUUGUUGUUUUAUGGAAUUAUUGUACUCCUGUACCAUCAUGGGGCAAAAAUUGGAUCAGAGUAGUUACUGGUAACUGAGUCUGAAAUCCAAUUUCCCAAAAAUGUGUCAAAUUGUUUUACAACACAGUAAAUGUAACCUUUUAUCCUUGAGUUCUCACUAUUUAUUAACCUGUUUGUGUCAUGUAACUGUAACUCAGGGUGCCCACAAUCUACAAUAUUUCAAUGUUGUUACAGGUAUUUCACAGUUUUUCCCUUUAGUUUCAUUCUUAUUAUUAUAGUUCUUAUUGUAUGCAAUUGUUUUUUUUUUAGGUAGAACAGGGACUGCAAUAUGUGCUUGGCUUAUUGCCAGUGGUCAGUUUGAGCAGGCUAAGGUAAUGUUCCUUCAUUACUGGGCCUCCCCCCCCAACAAAGAAAAUAAAUAAACAAAUUAAAGAAAUUAGUUAGUCAUUAUUGAGUCAUCUUGAUGUUCUGCUUGGUUUUCAAUGCAUGACUAUGGGUUAUUUAUGGUUCUUUUUAGCAUAGCCUGGAAUAUUUUGGGCACAGGAGAACUGAUUAUUCAGUAGGAAAUAAAUUUCAAGGAGUGCAGACACCCAGUCAGGUUAGUGUGCAUUGUGUAUGAAUUACAAAUUAAAUGUAAGGUGAAAAACCAUGCCAUGAAAAGACUCCAUUUUAUUUAAUCACAGAUGCCAAGAAUUGAUUUUGGUAUUAAAAAGUUUCUGUCAAGAAUUCCUUUGGAUACAUUUUUUCCCCUAAUAUUGUGUCAUUUCAGAGUCGUUUCGUAGGUUACCUGGAACAAGUGUUUACCAAGUUAAAUGGUCGACUUCCUGCCUCUGUGUCAUAUCGUAUUAAAAACAUCAAGAUUGAUGCAAUAUCUGGUAGGGGAAAUGUCUAUUCUUGUAACAAUAUCUUAAUGGAAAAUUUCAGUGAUUACCAUUCAAUUUGGUACAAUAGAAAAUUCAGUCAACAAAUCAAUCAUUUACUCUCCCAUACACUGAAUGUGUGAUCUCUUUGAGUUUUUGAAGGGCUCUUUAAAUUAUGUUUUCAAACUGGUUUGAUUCUGUAGAGCAACAGUGUUUCACCAUUUCAUUGAUUUCUACAGUAACACUUUCACUUCCAGAUCUCUUUAAUAAUUCUGUAUUGGCAGCCAUACAAUUGAUAUCAUGUUAGUUCAGAGAAUUUGGUAUUGGAUCAACUUAUUAUCCCCAAUUGUUAUUUUCUUUAUUUCCAUCACUUCUCUGUUUGAUAUUGUUUUGGUAUUGUUAGGAGAAAUUCUGUCCUGGUCUUUUUGGAAGUUGAGUGCUUAAUGAAGAUUAUGAAGCUUACAAAUUGGUAUCCUAAUAUAAAAAGACCAUGGCACAAACCUUUGCCUUAGUGAUUCUUGUUGUUGUGUGAAAAAUGUAAUUGAUUGUUUUAUGAAAUUAUUGUAUGAAAACAAAAUCUAUGAAUAGGUAAAUAUUAAUGAUAACAAUUUUUUCCUCUGUUUUUGUUUUUGUUCAGGUAUUGGAGAUGGAAAUGGAAAAGAUCUUUCAUUUGAGAUAAUUAUCAAUGGUAGCACUGUUACGACACUACAUCUAUCAAAUUCACGUCAAGGACAGGUGAGAGAGUGCAUUAGAAUUCUGCACCAUUUUCAUAGGUGUUUUUCUUUGUUAGUUUGAAACCUCUCUUCAAGACCAAGGCCCUUUUUCCAAAAAUUUUAGGAGAAAGGUGAUUAAAGAAACAUUACAGCAUCAUGAAAACUGAAUUAGAGGGGCGGCAGGGGGAAGGCACCUUUUUUCAUUUCUGGUGAUGGUCAAGAUGUUUCAUUUGAGUGGCACUUUUCCUGUUUUAUUACAUGACAGCACAUUACAUCAAACCAAUCUGAAAAUUUUUAUUUAUCACUUACUAAGCAAACCAACUCAAAUAAAUUAUUUAUUUCUGUGGUUAUCUACAUGCAAAUGAUAUGGGCUUGACAUAGUAUUCACUCUCACUUCUAAACAUUCUCACAAGCACACUAUAUGCUACAAUUAAUCAGCUUGCUAAAGUAAACUUUUUUUUUUUCAAUCAAUCAACUUAAGUUUAAAGGAACUCAAAAAUAAACAGCCUAGUAGUUAAUAGGUUGGUAGCCUCUAAGUAUGAGUUAUAGUUUUUAAAAAACAAAAACAGUGAAAAAGCAAAGAUAGAGACAGUUUUUCCUGAGUCUUUUGUUGUUUCCAAUUGUUUCUUUUUUUUCAAAUUUUUCUUUGCUAGCUAUUAAAAUUUGAUAUAUAUUUUUUAAUCCUUCUGAUAGAUACAGCACCUCAGAGAUCUUGACAAAUUAGUUAUUAUUCUCUAUGAGGCAGAAUCCCCUACUCUUACAGGAGACAUCAAAAUAAAGUUUUACUCAUCUAAUUCAGUAAGUAUGUCAUUGUUAUAUUAAUUUUAUAAUGGAGCUCCAGGCUGCGACUGUUCCAGAAUCCACAUUAACUAAAGACAAAAUUGGCAUGGAAACACAUCAAUUUUAUGACCAGUGCCCAGGGAUCAUGUAACAUUUUUAUCACAAAGAGUUUGUUUUGUGGGUUGCUUCAAAUGAAGAAGAUUAUAUAAUGCAGGGUUGUCAUCAGAGAAUGUAAUAGAUGUAUAAUCUGAACAGAGUAAGUGGCUGAAUGAAAAUUAUGCUUGCAUAGCAAGCAUGGCAUGUUGCAAAGCAACACACUCCUUGAGGGGGUCUGGGAGUAUGCUCCCAUGGAAAAAUUUGAAAUUUGAAUUCCAUGAGACAGGAUUUCUAGCAUUCUCAGACACAUUUGAGUACCUUUUUAAUCUAGACAAAGAUGUUAGAAUCAGUUCAAAAAUACAUAUUUUCUGUCUCACAACUCACAAAGCGGCUGGCACAAAAUGGAGUGGCAGGUAGUGGGUUUCUGCCCUGAUAAUUAAUUUGUGAAUUGUUCACACUUUUAGAUUGGUGUGAUGUAGUGUUAACAUUUUGUCCAUGACAGUAUAAUUGUAACUUCCUGGUAUUAAAUCUUAAUUGUAUUAAUUCUUAAUGCUAUUAAAAGUUACUGAUUAAAACCAAAAAAGACCUUGGCAAAAUAAAAUUAAAGAGUGUAUGCCUAUAAGUUUUCAAAUUGUGUCAAAUUUUCCUCUGUCAGAAUGUUCCAAGAGGGUAUGACCAGUGUGCUUUCUUCUUUUGGUUUCACACAAGUUUUAUAGAGAACUCCAGGUAAGGUGGUUCAGAAGUCGAGAGCUUUGAGAGCCGUACAGAGAUGAUGUUUAUCAGGUCUAAAUUUGGGCUCAAUAAAAAUUUAAAUUUGCACUGCCUAUCUUUUCUGAAAACAAAAAAGACUUCUGACUUAAGGUUAGUUUAAAAAUGUUCUGAUGGGGACUGUCUUUUUGACAAAUCUUGCUACCGUGGCAGGAAAGUACGAACAAUAUGACAUUUUGUCUGCCAUAUUGGAUUUCGAGACCCACAACCAUUUACCUUUAAAAAAGCUCUGGCUACUUAAAACCUUAAAGAAAACCCUGUAGAUCUUUAACUGUACUAGUUUUCUAGAUGGAUCAGUGCAAUUAUUAUUGAUGGGUAAUCACAUGAUUUCAAGUGCAAUUUGGUGUUAAUAAGCACAAGUAAAUCUUUCAAAGACAACAAAAUUACAUGAGCCAAUAGGGAAAGUUCUAUUCAUAGUCUUUGAAAAUUUACAAGAGCUUAUGUACACCAACUUGCGUGAGAAAUCAUGUUCUUACUUAUCAGUAAUUUAGCUGAAAAAAGUAUUACAGAAAGUCAAGCUAGAUCAAAUUUUGACAGUGCAUGCAUGCUAUUUAUAAUUUGUACUGUCUCAUGUUGCAACUUUGCUUAAGUUUUAUAUGAAAAAGGCACUUGUUUUCAGUCAAUCAAAUGUGCAUAAUUUUUUCGUUUAUAUUAUUAUUAAUAAUAAUAGGAAUUAAAACUGGAAUUAUUUUUCCCAGUCCUCUCAAAUCCUACUAAUUCUUUUUGGUAGAUUGUGAAUACAAGGUUUCCAUCCAGACUCGUUUCUGUCCUGAGGUGUCCACACUAAUUUCAAAGCUCUCAAACUUGAAGCUGAAGCAUCAAAGUAGUUUUAUACCUUGCCUGUCAAUGGUGAACUUUGAGAUCAAACAUAUUUUGGUUAUAAAGAUGUGUCUUUUUUCUUUCAGACUGUUUCUACGUCGUGGAGAGUUGGAUAAUCCCCACAAACCCAAAACUUGGAAAACAUACAAAGAGAAUUUUGCUGUGGAUAUUACACUUACAAAACUUUGAUAAAAACAAACCAAGACAACUUGAGUGGGUCAACAAUUUGCCCCAAGGGGAAGGAAAUAUUGUCAAUUAUUGGAAGGAAAUGGAUCAGUUGAUUUAUAUAUAACAAGAUUUUCUAAACAUAAGAUAAAUCAUGAUGUCAGAAAAUUUUUCUGCAUUUUUUUCUGUUGUGUCACAUCCUUUUUUUUGGGAACAUCACCAUGUCAGGUCCACAGCCGCAAUUUUUUUUUUCGUUAGUUGGUGGAUUACUUGAUUAAUCCAAGCAAUAUUAUACUCAAAGUAAGAUAAACUUACUGCAUGACCUUGACUUUAUUCAGCCCACAUCAGGCUCUCUGCCAUGGAGCAAACAGUUGGAGUGUGGAAAACAGCAGGGGUCAGGCAAAAGAAAAAAAAAUGGGGAAGGUAAAAGUAGAAUGUGUAAAACUUGAAAUUAACCACUCAAAGGGUAUCCCAGGAGAUUUUCGACUAGAAUGAGGUUUUUCACUUUCCCUUUCACUAACUCUUUUCACUGACUGAGGACUUGGAACGUUCUGUUACACUGAAGAACCAACAUCUCAAAAGCCUAUCCUGGUGGGAAAUUUUUAUAUGACAAAAUUACUCUUGCAAUGGGUGUAAUUAACUUCUAUUUUUAUAUAUAGAGUGAAAACAAUUAAAAAGGAUUUAUAAGCAGAUAAGUUGAAAGUUUAGAUGCAUUGUGAAUUAAUCACUUAUUUAAAUUAUAUAUUGUCAUAAUAUCUAUAAAUUUUAGUGAAUAAUUAGGGUCAAUCUAAUUUUUAUUAAAGGGUAAUUAUUUUUU